AUGUUACGGGUACGACGGGCUCGAGUUGCUGACGCAUUGAGGUGGUUAAUUGCCCACAACAAAUUGUACCAAGGUCUACAGAUAUCAGCGAAAAACCUCGAAGACCUGCCUGUGGAUGGAGUGCCAGAAGAAAUAUGGGGAAACGUCAAGUGGUCCGACCAGGUGGCGUUGCUGGAAAAGGAACAUGCUGGGUAUGUGCCUGAAGAAGAUGAAGAAAACACGGGCAGUACAGGAUAUGAGGCAGCUGAAUACAGUACCAACAAUGCCGAGGUGGGUACUGAAGACGAAGAUGAGGAUGCAAAUAACACGACACCCGACGCAGCUGUUUUUGCGAUGCAAGCCCAUGGUGUAAUCAAUGUUGAGGGUAACCAUAUUCCGCAAACAGAUUUGAUUACGCAUGCACUCCGAAACAUGGCCGACACAACACGGUGCCGCAAUACAUCCGAAGAAGGCCUAAACAAUGAUGAUGCGCAUUUCUUGGUUUGCAGAGGGGGAUUCGUGAACAAGUAUCCCCGAGUGGAUGAUAGUGGCGAACGAACGAGUGUAACUUACAAGGCUCAUUGCCAGUGGGCGUUAGAAUAUGCUGAUGGCAGAUUUAGAAGGGAUUUCCAGUUCAUUUUCCAAGUGUUCAGUGUUUUGCAGAAGAGGCAAAUUUGUGGUUCGGCUGCACUGCGUAUGACUCGCGCGGAGUAUGUUAGGAACCGCCGUGGUAUAGAAAACCUCAAAGCGCAGGACUUCGUCUUGGCCACUGAGCAAGAGCGACGAAAGCAGCCAUAUAGCAACCCAACAAUGAGAGCAUUGUGCUCCUAUGUAUUUGCGGGCGAGGCAAUCAACCUCGACAACUUCGAUGUGGAAGCAGGGCCUGUUAGCAGCACACGAUCAAGGAACAUGGCCGCGGACCCCUAUGCCGCUGCGAAAUUCUUUCAUUUCGUCGUAAAGGCGAUACUGGAGACACUGUUUGGCAUUAAAGUUACUAAUCGCCAAUUUAGUUGUCACAAUGGAAUCUUCGGGAAAGUAAAGGCGUACGUCGGGAUGGUGGAAGCGCAGGGUCGCGGAAUGUUACAUAUACAUAUGAUUCUGUUCUUGGACGGAGCGCCUGCACCGAGUGUAAUGAAGACUUGUCUGCAAUCCGAAGCAUUCCGUCGGAAAGUGGCUCAUUUUAUCGCAACAAACAUUACAGCAGAUGUGGGAUUGGAUCAGGAAUCUUUGUUAAGUCUACGUGCAAAACCUGCAAUUUCGUUCAAUCGACCGCAGUCACCUUUUGAUCCUCAGUACAGUCUGAAGCGAUUGGAACAGCAGAAAUUACUUACACGCGCACUUCAGGUGCACCAGUGUGCGAUGGGAAGAUGUCUGAUCAUGAAGGGUGGUCGACAAGUUUGCAAGAACUGA
Messenger RNA from Lentinula edodes (shiitake mushroom), 1389 nucleotides. RefSeq lists its product as uncharacterized. NCBI's taxonomy places the organism in Eukaryota, Fungi, Basidiomycota, Agaricomycetes, Agaricales, Omphalotaceae. The record is from RefSeq and is a predicted model, not a curated record. Bases 1 to 1389 code for a protein of 462 amino acids. The transcript is spliced from 5 exons.